AUGGCCUUCCCCCUCCCCCGGGGCAUCACGCCCCCGGAGAUCUCCUUCCUGGCCGAAAUGGAGCUGGUCACAAUCGUCCCUCGGCAGCGACUAGAGGGUCUCGAGCUGCUAGGCGGUCCCGUCCACCCCCUCAUCCCACCCCGCCGAACAAACAUCCCCCUCUGGCUCGCCCUCCUCCUCAAGCGCCAACGCCGCGCAAACAUCCUCCCCCCACCCUGGCUACACCCGGAAUCCCUCAGUCUAAUCCUCGACAUCGAGACCCGCGACCAAGCCUACCAGCACGCGUUCUCCCCGCCCCCACCAUUACCAGGCCAACCCAGUCUCCGCGAACGGAGCUACGCAAAGCCCACCGCGCGCCCGCGCUACACGCCCGAGGGCAGCAAGUACUACGCCACGCCGCCGUUCCUCCCGCAAAAUGUGGCGCAGGAUCAGGCUGAGGAGAACGAGCCGCCGACGCUGCCGUUUCAUUGGCUGGAGGUAGGGACGAUGUUGCUGGAUGUUGCGGGGGAUGAUCUUGUUGAUCCGGAUCAGACGAGGAGGUUAUUGAAGGAGUUGAGGGAGGUUCGGUCCGCGAAGAUUCGGUCUGGUGUUGAGGUGCUUGAUGAUGCGGCGGGGCCCGGGGGUGGUGUGGCACUUACUGGGGUGGGUGCUAUGGAGAUUGGAGAGGGGAGGGGGUUCAUUGGAGGAGUCGUUGAUGGGCUGAGACGAAUUGGAGCUUCGAAAGAGCAGGCUCGUCGGGAACAACUAGCGGAGUCUGCGACGAACGGUGGGUACGACGGCACGCAAGACUAUGACGACGAAAUGGAGUUCUGA
Messenger RNA from Aspergillus mulundensis, 813 nucleotides. RefSeq names its product DNA replication protein PSF2 (gene psf2). Gene Ontology annotation, cellular component: GINS complex; nucleus. NCBI's taxonomy places the organism in Eukaryota, Fungi, Ascomycota, Eurotiomycetes, Eurotiales, Aspergillaceae. The transcript has 3 exons. Bases 1 to 813 code for a protein of 270 amino acids. Gene Ontology annotation, biological process: DNA replication; double-strand break repair via break-induced replication. The record is from RefSeq and is a predicted model, not a curated record.